AACCCUGUCCCGGCUUCCAGGCGAGCUGUACCCGCUCCGUUCGCUCUGGUGCCCAGGUCGCGCCUUGGCGUCGGCAGCUUUUCCUCCCUCUGAGGUCGACGCUCGCGGUGGAUUUGCAGGCCGUCGUCGCGUCCCCUCGUGGCCAUGGCCGUGGCCAUGCCAGGCGACACGUGCCGCAGCUUCCCAGCCCCCAGGGUUUGCCCGAGUCCGUCCCCAUCCGCGCCCCAGUGUGGAUGCACUUUUCAGGAGCGCUUGACCCCGCCUGGCAGAUCACCGGGCAAAAGAAAAAAUAAAUCCUCCAGUCGAAGAAGCAAGUCUCCUCGCAAUCGAAGAAGCAGAAGCCCUCAUCAUGUUGUGGUCAAAGUAAAGCAGGAGCGAGAUGAUCAUUCCCGCAGAGGACACGACGAACGAAAGCACAGAGACCAGCCCGAACAGGAACACAGACGAGAGCGAGACAGACACAGAGACCAUUCGGACAGAAGGAAAAAUUCCAGCGAAAGGCCUGGAGGUCGAGGUCACGAGAGAGAGAGGGAUUCCCAGAACCUCCGUGAGCAGCAAGCAGAGAGGGAAUUUAACGAUGAGAGAAGACGUGAAAAUCGACAAAAGAACGAAGCGAGCAACCCUGAACUUGGCAACCCUGAACUUGGCAGAUCAGACAGUAAAACUAAAGACAAAGAGCCAGCAAACAAAGAGAAACCAAGCUUUGAACUGUCUGGCGCACUUCUAGAGGAUUCAAACACUUUCCGCGGCGUCGUGAUUAAAUACAGCGAGCCCCCAGAAGCUCGGAUUCCAAAGAAACGAUGGCGUCUCUACCCCUUUAAGAAUGACGAGGUGCUCCCAGUCAUGUACAUUCACAGGCAGAGCGCUUACCUCCUGGGCCGGCACCGAAGAAUUGCCGAUAUCCCCAUCGACCAUCCAUCUUGCUCCAAGCAGCAUGCUGUGUUUCAGUAUCGGCUUGUGGAGUAUACGCGGGCUGAUGGUACAGUUGGCCGUAGAGUAAGGCCUUAUAUCAUAGAUCUUGGCUCCGGCAAUGGUACUUUCUUAAAUAACCAACGGAUUGAACCUAAGCGUUACUACGAACUGAAGGAGAAGGACGUGCUGAAGUUUGGGUUCAGCAGCAGGGAAUACGUUCUUCUCCACGAAUCUUCAGAUAAAUCCGAGGCAGACACGAAGGAGGAGGAAGUGGAGGAAGAGGAGAAGUCUGACAACAGUUAACGGAUCUGGAAGAGAUUCCAAAAGUCUUUUUUUGCAGUAGAACUUGAAACUGGUAACGAAUGUUGGAGCAUCAUAGCACUGAUGCUGCUUAUUGCCUUAAAGUCUUUCCUUUGUUGCUCAUCAGUUCUUGUUUUAGUUUGUUUUGGGGAACUCCUGACCGACUUGUAUUCUGUCAUUAAGAACCUUGUUAAGCUUAUCCGGAAAUCCGCCUUUGUUUUAAGCUGAUUAUCCUGGAAGUGAAAGCCUUGGGGCUGAAGUUAUUUAACAGAUUGUACAAUAAGGUCCUACAAUGAUAAACCGCAGAACAAAAUAGCAAUUUUUUUUGGCUAUUCUUACAAAUUUGUUUGUCAACAACCCAUUUGAAAUCACCACUUGACUGGAAUCCUGGGUAGAAAAAAGUGGUAUGCUUUGUCACCUGUCCAGUUACUUGAUACGAUUUGUUGAAUCGUACGCUUACACUAAUCUCUUAGCAGAGGAGUUGACUGGGUUGUUUAUUAAAAGACCAGGUGUGAUGCAAAGUUUUCUGUUUCUCAUUUGAGUAGGCAGUUUGCUUUGAAAGGACUCUUCAGGAACGGGCAUUUCCCCAGAAUACUUGCAAUAGACAGUAAAGCUUGAAACAACAAGGAAAUGCUUCCUUGGGUUUCGGUUAUGAUACUGUGGCAUGGUGUCUACCGCAGCAUGUUGCUACUGUGUCUUGAAACUGUGGCUGGUAGAGGCUGUCUGGUUUGAAACUAAUCACAUUGUUGUCUUGACAUCUCCACUGCCCCACGAGUCCUUUCACUGGGAUGCUGCAUUAAAUACCGAUAGUUUCCUUGAGGUGGUGACAACAGUGUUUCAACCAUAGUUUGCACUAUUUUUAAAAAUUCUUUAUGAAAACUUUGUACCGUUGUUUGUCUGAAAUAACUCUUGAGCUCCUGUAUGAAACAGAAAACAGUCAAGACUUUAUCAGUGUGAAAUCUGUUAGAAAAAAGUCCGUUUCUUGGAAACAUUUAGAUUUGCUUAUAUUCAAACAUUUCUCUCCUGAGUUUUACUUUGUGAUAUAGGAAAUACAACUUCAGUUACUAACUUUCCUCAGUUGUAUCUGUGUUCUGUGGGUGCAUAUGGUCUUCAUAUAUGUUUAUGUAUAUACUUAUGUUGUGUAUUAUGCACAUAAAACUAAGGUUUAUGGUGUAAAUAUGGGUUGUGAUGCAGGUUUUCAAACGGUAGGUAUAAGAAUGUGUUUUGAAUAGUGGGAUCACCUUUAUACGCUCUGGGGUUUUUAAAUAAAGAACUUUUGUAAAUUUUGCCCUACCUGCUUUUAGCCGUAACAUUUUUCUAGUGUCCAUGCUGGUUUUUCUUUAUAUUCCCCUAAAUCGAUAUAAUAUAUAUUUUAAAGGAAAUCCUUUGAAUACAAAGAUGGAGAGGGGAAAAGC
Messenger RNA from Alligator sinensis (Chinese alligator), 2627 nucleotides. RefSeq names its product Smad nuclear interacting protein 1 (gene SNIP1). The record is from RefSeq and is a predicted model, not a curated record. Gene Ontology annotation, biological process: miRNA processing. The transcript is spliced from 4 exons. Gene Ontology annotation, cellular component: nucleus. Gene Ontology annotation, molecular function: mRNA binding; protein binding. NCBI's taxonomy places the organism in Eukaryota, Metazoa, Chordata, Crocodylia, Alligatoridae. Bases 145 to 1215 code for a protein of 356 amino acids.